CUUUUCUAAAGUGGAGCAAAGGAGUGGAGCAUGAUGGACUGCAGAGAUAGGCUGUAAAACUAAGCUUGAAAGUGGAGCAAAGCGUGGAGCAUGAUCCGGGUGUUAAGCUUGAGCGCCGCAUUGUUCACUGAAAGUGAAAUGCUGAUUCUAAUUGAGAGAAGCACACAGGAGCAUGUUCAAAUAGCUCAUUUGGAGCCUGUGUCAUCGCUUACGGCCAUACCACCCUGAACACGCCCGAUCUCGUCCGAUCUCGGAAGCUAAGCAGGGUCGGGCCUGGUUAGUACUUGGAUGGGAGACCGCCUGGGAAUACCAGGUGCUGUAAGCUUUUCUUUUCUUUUCUUGCAUCUUUGCCGUGUUCUCUCUCCAAGAGGCUAGGAUAUCGGUCUUUGGGGAGCCUGGUCUUUUGCUUGGACAAAUGCAAGUGCACUUGGAGAUUAGGCUGAACAUAAAAUGAAAGAAAAAGUCAAAAAGCACAAAGAGCGGGAGGACUGAGAUCUUGUCCUAAAGUGGAGCAAAGGAGUGGAGCAUGAUGGACUGCAGAGAUAGGCUGUAAAACUAAGCUUGACUGCGUAUCCGGGUGUUUUCUUGAGCGCCGCAUUGUUCACUGAAAGUGAAAUGCUGAUUCUAAUUGAGAGAAGCACACAGGAGCAUGUUCAAAUAGCUCAUUUGGAGCCUGUGUCAUCGCUUACGGCCAUACCACCCUGAACACGCCCGAUCUCGUCCGAUCUCGGAAGCUAAGCAGGGUCGGGCCUGGUUAGUACUUGGAUGGGAGACCGCCUGGGAAUACCAGGUGCUGUAAGCUUUUCUCUUCUUUUCUUGCAUCUUUUUGCCGUGUUCUCUCUCCAAGAGGCUAGGAUAUCGGUCUUUGGGGAGCCUGGUCUUUUGCUUGGACAAAUGCAAGUGCACUUGGAGAUUAGGCUGAACAUAAAAUGAAAGAAAAAGUCAAAAAGCACAAAGAGCGGGAGGACUGAGAUCUUGUCCUAAAGUGGAGCAAAGGAGUGGAGCAUGAUGGACUGCAGAGAUAGGCUGUAAAACUAAGCUUGACUGCGUAUUCGGGUGUUUUCUUGAGCGCCGCAUUGUUCACUGAAAGUGAAAUGCUGAUUCUAAUUGAGAGAAGCACACAGGAGCAUGUUCAAAUAGCUCAUUUGGAGCCUGUGUCAUCGCUUACGGCCAUACCACCCUGAACACGCCCGAUCUCGUCCGAUCUCGGAAGCUAAGCAGGGUCGGGCCUGGUUAGUACUUGGAUGGGAGACCGCCUGGGAAUACCAGGUGCUGUAAGCUUUUCUCUUCUUUUCUUGCAUCUUUUUGCCGUGUUCUCUCUCCAAGAGGCUAGGAUAUCGGUCUUUGGGGAGCCUGGUCUUUUGCUUGGACAAAUGCAAGUGCACUUGGAGAUUAGGCUGAACAUAAAAUGAAAGAAAAAGUCAAAAAGCACAAAGAGCGGGAGGACUGAGAUCUUGUCCUAAAGUGGAGCAAAGGAGUGGAGCAUGAUGGACUGCAGAGAUAGGCUGUAAAACUAAGCUUGACUGCGUAUCCGGGUGUUUUCUUGAGCGCCGCAUUGUUCACUGAAAGUGAAAUGCUGAUUCUAAUUGAGAGAAGCACACAGGAGCAUGUUCAAAUAGCUCAUUUGGAGCCUGUGUCAUCGCUUACGGCCAUACCACCCUGAACACGCCCGAUCUCGUCCGAUCUCGGAAGCUAAGCAGGGUCGGGCCUGGUUAGUACUUGGAUGGGAGACCGCCUGGGAAUACCAGGUGCUGUAAGCUUUUCUUUUCUUUUCUUGCAUCUUUUUGCCGUGUUCUCUCUCCAAGAGGCUAGGAUAUCGGUCUUUGGGGAGCCUGGUCUUUUGCUUGGACAAAUGCAAGUGCACUUGGAGAUUAGGCUGAACAUAAAAUGAAAGAAAAAGUCAAAAAGCACAAAGAGCGGGAGGACUGAGAUCUUGUCCUAAAGUGGAGCAAAGGAGUGGAGCAUGAUGGACUGCAGAGAUAGGCUGUAAAACUAAGCUUGACUGCGUAUUCGGGUGUUUUCUUGAGCGCCGCAUUGUUCACUGAAAGUGAAAUGCUGAUUCUAAUUGAGAGAAGCACACAGGAGCAUGUUCAAAUAGCUCAUUUGGAGCCUGUGUCAUCGCUUACGGCCAUACCACCCUGAACACGCCCGAUCUCGUCCGAUCUCGGAAGCUAAGCAGGGUCGGGCCUGGUUAGUACUUGGAUGGGAGACCGCCUGGGAAUACCAGGUGCUGUAAGCUUUUCUCUUCUUUUCUUGCAUCUUUUUGCCGUGUUCUCUCUCCAAGAGGCUAGGAUAUCGGUCUUUGGGGAGCCUGGUCUUUUGCUUGGACAAAUGCAAGUGCACUUGGAGAUUAGGCUGAACAUAAAAUGAAAGAAAAAGUCAAAAAGCACAAAGAGCGGGAGGACUGAGAUCUUGUCCUAAAGUGGAGCAAAGGAGUGGAGCAUGAUGGACUGCAGAGAUAGGCUGUAAAACUAAGCUUGACUGCGUAUCCGGGUGUUUUCUUGAGCGCCGCAUUGUUCACUGAAAGUGAAAUGCUGAUUCUAAUUGAGAGAAGCACACAGGAGCAUGUUCAAAUAGCUCAUUUGGAGCCUGUGUCAUCGCUUACGGCCAUACCACCCUGAACACGCCCGAUCUCGUCCGAUCUCGGAAGCUAAGCAGGGUCGGGCCUGGUUAGUACUUGGAUGGGAGACCGCCUGGGAAUACCAGGUGCUGUAAGCUUUUCUCUUCUUUUCUUGCAUCUUUUUGCCGUGUUCUCUCUCCAAGAGGCUAGGAUAUCGGUCUUUGGGGAGCCUGGUCUUUUGCUUGGACAAAUGCAAGUGCACUUGGAGAUUAGGCUGAACAUAAAAUGAAAGAAAAAGUCAAAAAGCACAAAGAGCGGGAGGACUGAGAUCUUGUCCUAAAGUGGAGCAAAGGAGUGGAGCAUGAUGGACUGCAGAGAUAGGCUGUAAAACUAAGCUUGACUGCGUAUCCGGGUGUUUUCUUGAGCGCCGCAUUGUUCACUGAAAGUGAAAUGCUGAUUCUAAUUGAGAGAAGCACACAGGAGCAUGUUCAAAUAGCUCAUUUGGAGCCUGUGUCAUCGCUUACGGCCAUACCACCCUGAACACGCCCGAUCUCGUCCGAUCUCGGAAGCUAAGCAGGGUCGGGCCUGGUUAGUACUUGGAUGGGAGACCGCCUGGGAAUACCAGGUGCUGUAAGCUUUUCUCUUCUUUUCUUGCAUCUUUUUGCCGUGUUCUCUCUCCAAGAGGCUAGGAUAUCGGUCUUUGGGGAGCCUGGUCUUUUGCUUGGACAAAUGCAAGUGCACUUGGAGAUUAGGCUGAACAUAAAAUGAAAGAAAAAGUCAAAAAGCACAAAGAGCGGGAGGACUGAGAUCUUGUCCUAAAGUGGAGCAAAGGAGUGGAGCAUGAUGGACUGCAGAGAUAGGCUGUAAAACUAAGCUUGACUGCGUAUCCGGGUGUUUUCUUGAGCGCCGCAUUGUUCACUGAAAGUGAAAUGCUGAUUCUAAUUGAGAGAAGCACACAGGAGCAUGUUCAAAUAGCUCAUUUGGAGCCUGUGUCAUCGCUUACGGCCAUACCACCCUGAACACGCCCGAUCUCGUCCGAUCUCGGAAGCUAAGCAGGGUCGGGCCUGGUUAGUACUUGGAUGGGAGACCGCCUGGGAAUACCAGGUGCUGUAAGCUUUUCUCUUCUUUUCUUGCAUCUUUUUGCCGUGUUCUCUCUCCAAGAGGCUAGGAUAUCGGUCUUUGGGGAGCCUGGUCUUUUGCUUGGACAAAUGCAAGUGCACUUGGAGAUUAGCCUGAACAUAAAAUGAAAGAAAAAGUCAAAAAGCACAAAGAGCGGGAGGACUGAGAUCUUGUCCUAAAGUGGAGCAAAGGAGUGGAGCAUGAUGGACUGCAGAGAUAGGCUGUAAAACUAAGCUUGACUGCGUAUCCGGGUGUUUUCUUGAGCGCCGCAUUGUUCACUGAAAGUGAAAUGCUGAUUCUAAUUGAGAGAAGCACACAGGAGCAUGUUCAAAUAGCUCAUUUGGAGCCUGUGUCAUCGCUUACGGCCAUACCACCCUGAACACGCCCGAUCUCGUCCGAUCUCGGAAGCUAAGCAGGGUCGGGCCUGGUUAGUACUUGGAUGGGAGACCGCCUGGGAAUACCAGGUGCUGUAAGCUUUUCUCUUCUUUUCUUGCAUCUUUUUGCCGUGUUCUCUCUCCAAGAGGCUAGGAUAUCGGUCUUUGGGGAGCCUGGUCUUUAGCUUGGACAAAUGCAAGUGCACUUGGAGAUUAGGCUGAACAUAAAAUGAAAGAAAAAGUCAAAAAGCACAAAGAGCGGGAGGACUGAGAUCUUGUCCUAAAGUGGAGCAAAGGAGUGGAGCAUGAUGGACUGCAGAGAUAGGCUGUAAAACUAAGCUUGACUGCGUAUCCGGGUGUUUUCUUGAGCGCCGCAUUGUUCACUGAAAGUGAAAUGCUGAUUCUAAUUGAGAGAAGCACACAGGAGCAUGUUCAAAUAGCUCAUUUGGAGCCUGUGUCAUCGCUUACGGCCAUACCACCCUGAACACGCCCGAUCUCGCCCGAUCUCGUCCGAUCUCGGAAGCUAAGCAGGGUCGGGCCUGGUUAGUACUUGGAUGGGAGACCGCCUGGGAAUACCAGGUGCUGUAAGCUUUUCUCUUCUUUUCUUGCAUCUUUUUGCCGUGUUCUCUCUCCAAGAGGCUAGGAUAUCGGUCUUUGGGGAGCCUGGUCUUUUGCUUGGACAAAUGCAAGUGCACUUGGAGAUUAGGCUGAACAUAAAAUGAAAGAAAAAGUCAAAAAAGCACAAAGAGCGGGAGGACUGAGAUCUUGUCAUGAAGCGGAGCAAAGGAGUGGAGCAUGAUGGACUGCAGAGAUAGGCUGUAAAACUAAGCUUGACUGCGUAUCCGGGUGUUUUCUUGAGCGACGCAUUGUUCAUUGAAAGUGAAAUGCUGAUUCUAAUUGAGAGAACCACACAGGAGCACGUUCAAAUAGCUCAUUUGGAGCCUGUGUCAUCGCUUACGGCCAUACCACCCUGAACACGCCCAUUUUUUUGGUGCAUGCACACGGUAGUUUUGAGUCAGAGAGAUUGUGAGGAAAGAAGUGAAAAAAGUUUUUUUAGGUAAGUUAGAUAUUUGAUCGUAAAUAGUGGUAGGUAUUUUGUAUCUUUUUUUGUUUUGUACCCCUGGCAGGGGUUUUCUACUGCCUGGGGGUGAGGAGUUUUUGAUCCUUUUUUUGUUGGGUGACGUGGCGUUCAGUGUGCUGCGGCACACAAACGCUGACUCACAAGAUGGACAACAUGGUAAAAGACACGGAAAACGGCAGAGAAAUUCCCACGGUUUCGACUACGGACAGUUUAAGAGAUGGAAAAAGGAAUAUGGAGAAAGAAAAGAAGAAUGACGAUCUACAAUUGAAUUAUAGAAAGGAGUUGACAGUGAUGCUGGAGCUGGAGGGACAAGAGAAAGUGACGGUGACGGAACUUCUGAGGGCGGUGAGGCUGGCGUGUGGAGCGGUGGUGGCAUGCAGAUAUGUCGGGGAGAGGAAAUACGAAGUCACGAUGAACCAUGGGAAAGGAAAAGAGAGACUGAUGGAGGGUCUAAAGAUUGGAGCUGUGAAUGUGUGGGCGAGGGAGCUUUCAAAUGACGAGCUGGUGGUCUCUUUUUUGAACCUGCCUGCUUACAUCCCGGACUCGGACAUUCAGAACAAACUACAAAUGUGGGGAGUUUCAGCUGUAUCCCCGAUAAAAAGGAGAAUGUGGCCCGGCACAAACAUCGCCGACGGUACAAGAUACUGUAAGGUAAAAUUCACAAAAGACAUCCAGUCACUGCCUUACUCGGCAAAAUUUAAUACUGCAACAGGUGCUGAAUUUUUUAGGGUCAUACAUGACAGACAGGUGAAAGUAUGCAGAUUAUGCAUACAACCGGGCCAUAUUUUCAGAGAAUGCCCAGAGUUUAUAUGUCAUAAAUGUGGGGAGCAGGGCCAUUACGCACGGGAGUGUGCAAACGCACCAGUCAAGUGCACAAUUUGUUUUAAUGACAUGGGGAGAUGCAUUUGCAGAAAUUCUGAGAGUGAGGGUGGGGAACAACAACAGUGCUCUCCCACUAACGAUGAUCACAUGAGUGGCGUCGAAAGUGAGGGAAACGGGGCAGAUGAGACGUGCGUAAUUGUGGCUGAAAGCUCUGUGGACAUGGAGGAGGAACUCCAGGCUCGUGGGUCCCAAAGUGAGGGUUUCGAGCCGAGUCCAAGCUCAAGAGCCGCACAGAAAAAUGUGCGAGGGAGGGAGACGGACGGGGCUCUGAGAGCGCGUGCUACGCCGGAGACCCCCGAAGCCCCUUCAGCCCUUGCAGAGGGAAUUGAGUUUCUGCCACCGCGAAAAAAAGCGGCAAAGACAGGCAGCAGAGCGCAGCCGGUGGGGCCGGGAAGGGAAAACCUCGGCCCGUGUGAAAAGCUGAAGCCCACAUCAUCUCUGACAGAAUCGGAAUCGGAUUUAGAUGGUAAAGUGGUGGAAAUUAGGAAGAAAAAGAAGGACAGGAAAAAACAUGGAGAAGGAAAAUUGAUUGACCUAGAUUGAGUCCAAAUUUCGACUUCUCAGAUUAAUAGGAAUGAUUUAUAGACCACUCUUCUCCUUUCUUAUAAUGUUCACAGCUAUCUCCCUAAACAUUAAUGGUCUCUGCUCCUCACAUAAAAUGGUCUCUUUUUUCAACUCAACUCAACAAGACAUUAUUUGUCUACAGGAAACCGGCUGGUCACCUCAAACCCUUCUUCAAAUACAAAAACUUUACUGUGGGAAGAUCUUUGUGGGGUUUGGGGUGGGGAAAGCAGGGGGGUAGCUGUUAUGAUAAAUAAUAACUUACUAGAACAUAGUAAAGAGAUUUAUAAAGACAAAAGAGGUAAAAUUUUAAUUAUAGAUAUCUUGUAUAGAAAUAAAACAUAUAGAAUUAUAAACUUUCAUGGUGAAAACAACGAAAGGGAGAGAUUAUUUCAACUCAAAGAAAUAGUAAAAUGGAUAAAUGAUAAUACAAUAAUAGUAGGGGAUUUCAACAUAGUGCUGAACAAAAUAGACUUAUCAUCAAACAAUAUAUUCAGAAAUGACACAAGCAGAACACAAUUACUAAAAAUAAUGCAAGAGCACAACCUGGUGGAUUUAUGGAGAAUUAACAAUACAAAUAGCACCCACUUCUCCAGAAAACAGACAGUACUAGGAAAACUAAAACAAUCAAGGAUUGAUCUUUUACUAGCUGCAAAAAACACUAUUCAAGAAAUUAACAAUAUACAGUAUAAACCUAAUGUAUGGAGUGAUCACGAUAUUUUACAAUGGGAACAAGGCAUAGAUAAUAAAACUAGAGGAGCUGGCAUAUGGUGUCUAAACUCCAGCAUCCUAAAUGACAAAGCUUUAAUAUAUAAAAUAAAAAAUUUAUUGGAAAACAUCAAAGCUAGAAACAGUUGAAAAAGAGAACAUAACCGAUUCAUGGGAUGACAUAAAAAACAGAAUAAAAAAAACCUGCAUAAACUACAGCAAGAGGAAAAAAUGGUUUGAAACCAGAGAAGAAAAAAAAUUAAAAAAAUUUUUAGCAGAUGAAACUGUACUGCUAAACACUGACAUACACAGAUCAUGUGAGCAAUAUGAAAUUUACAAAGAACAAUUAAGAAACAUAGAAAUAAAGAAGUGCAAAGGGGCAAUCAUUAGAAGCAAAGUGAAAUACACAACAGAAGGUGAAAAAUGCACUUCUUUUUUCUCGGCUUGGAAAAAAAGAAACAGAACAAAUCAUACAUCAAUCAACUAACAGACAAUAAAGGACAAACGCUGUUUGAAACUGAUGAAAUCUUAGACCAUACAUAUCAAUUUUACAAACAGCUUUUCUCCAAACAGAAGGACUUAAAAGAAAAAGAAAUACCGGAAUAUAUAAAAUGUAUAAAUAAAAAACUUGAAAGACAAGAUAAAGACUGGUGUGAUUCAGAAAUUACUGAAGAAGAAAUAAAAAACGCCAUACAGGCGCUAAACAAAAAUAAAAGUCCAGGUUCAGAUGGACUGACUGCAGAGUUCUAUGUGAAGUUCCAAGAGGAGCUUACACCGCUCCUGAAUAAACUUUACAGAGAUAUGUUGGAUAACAAAAGAGUGCCUGCAACGCUAACCGAAGGAAUAAUCUCGCUAAUUUUCAAAAAAGGUGACAAUAAACUUAUCAAAAAUUACCGCCCCAUCAGUCUACUGAAUACUGAUUACAAAAUCCUAACAAAAAUUCUAGCAAAUAGACUAAAACAGGUUUCGGGUUCCAUCAUAAAUAGUACACAAUCUUACAGCAUACCAGGAAGAGACAUCAGUGAUUCCAUAUUGACCAUAAAAGAAACAAUACAUAACAUGCAGAAAGACAAAGGGUUUCUGCUCAGUAUAGAUCUUGAAAAAGCGUUUGACAGAGUUGAUCACACUUUUCUUUUCAACAUUCUACAGGCUUUUGGUUUCGGUUCAAAAUUCAUCAACUGGAUAAAACUUCUUUACAAUAAUGCAAAAAGCUGUAUUAAGGUUAAUGGUUUCCUCACAGAAUUUUUCACAAUAAACAGAUCAGUUAGACAAGGUUGCCCACUAUCAGCACUACUCUAUUCAAUAGUAGCAGAACCCUUAGCUCUUCAUAUCCUACAGGACAAAGACAUUAAAGGAAUACCAACAGGUUACAACAGAACAACAAAAAUAACCCAGUAUGCAGACGACAUAAACAUCAUGGUUUUAGACAGCCAUAGUAUCGAUAAGGUUUUGAAACACAUUCAUGAUUACGAGAAGGUAGCUGGAGCGAAAAUGAACCUGGAAAAGAGCGAGAUUAUGUUUUGUGGAUCAAAUGUUGACAGCGUAAAUAAAUGGAACUUUGCAGAAGUAAACAAACCAAAAAGAAUCCUGGGUGUUUAUGUUGGGAAAAACGAAAAUGAAGCAACAAGAACCAACUGGGAAAUAGUGAUUACCAAAACAAAAAAUAUUCUCAAUCUCUGGAAAGCCAGAGGUUUAACACUAAAAGGAAGGGUAAUUGUAACAAAUGCACUAGUACUGUCCAAAAUCAACCAUAUAAUGGGGGUCUGUGAGUUGCCGCAUUGGGCGCUAAAUUCACUCAAUAGUGUAAUAUCCUCCUUUUUGUGGAGAGGAAAGGGAAAUCUGAUCGCUCACAGAGUGCUAAUUGCUAACAAAAGGGAGGGGGGUUUAGGGCAGAUUGAUAUUGGAGCCAAAAAAGAUGCGCUCAGGGCAAAAUUAAUUAGUAAAUUUCUAGAUCCAAACAGGCACUAUCCCUGGGAGGACGCGCUGGCAAGCCAAUUGUCCAACUUCGGGCUGAGGGACGUACGCAAUCUGUGUAUACUUCACCCGGAGAAGGUAGUUGGUGAGCUUAAGCCGUUCUACCGGGAGAUUGUUGAGGCAUGGGGCAAAUUACUGCCCCACCUCAUGCCGAUAUGCAGGAAUAAAGAGGAUGUGUUUCGAUUACCCUUCCUUAAAAACCCUUGUUUUUUGCAUAAGGGGAAAACAAUAACGAGUUCACACCUGAUGGAGGCUGGUCUGUUGUGGAUCAGAGAUAUAAUGGAUGAUGACUUUAGCGUCAAACUUGAUUUUAUUUUUGGUGUGCUAAAAAACAAAAAUAUUAAUUUCAGAAAAUGCAGCAUAAGGUCAAUUACGGAAAAAAUAAAAAAUACAGUAAUUCUGUUUUGGGAAAGAAUAAUGCAGACAAAAGACAUCUCGAUGCAGAACGAUGACUUGAAUUUCCUCCUGUGCCAAAACAAUAACCCGGUCCCAGUGCAAGAGAUUAAAACAAAAGCAUGGUACAAACUCCUCAUAGCCGAAAUCAAAAGAACUCCAACUACCGAAAAGAUCUGGGCUCAAAUCUUUCCGGGUUUUAACACCAAAUCAAUAUGGACCAGUGGGGGAGGUCUCUUCACUCCCCCAACGCUACAACAUCUAGAUUUCAAAAUUAAGCACAGGAGGAUUUUCACAGGCAUCGUUCUGCAUCAAAUCAACAAGGGAAAAUACGAAAGAAAAUGUAAAAAAUGCAAUGAACAGGAUGAAGAUUUGGAGCACCUCUUCUUGGAUUGUAGUCUUGUAAGAGCCUUCUACUCCACAAUACGGCGGACAAUACAGAGCGCCUGCAAUUUCCACUGUGGAAGUGACACGGAAUGGACUUUGCUUUUUUUAUUCGGACUAAAAGAAUUCUGCACAUCAGCAUACUCACAUCAUCAACACCAUCCUCAGCUACACAAGAUUUUCAGUCUGGACUGUCAGGAACUAUGCUUUAUACGAAAACCGGACUCUGUCACUGCUUCCUUUUUUCAAAACCCUAUUUCUGAACCAUCUGAAAAACUGCUUCUUCGCCAUCCCGGACACUUUCAAU
Messenger RNA from Xyrichtys novacula (pearly razorfish), 10343 nucleotides. The record is from the annotation of a GenBank genome assembly. Lineage: Eukaryota; Metazoa; Chordata; Actinopteri; Labriformes; Labridae.